Chlamydomonas reinhardtii is the source of this 2369-nucleotide messenger RNA. RefSeq lists its product as uncharacterized. The transcript is spliced from 7 exons. The record is from RefSeq and is a predicted model, not a curated record. The coding region runs from base 263 to 1210 and encodes 315 amino acids. Gene Ontology annotation, cellular component: chloroplast stroma. Lineage: Eukaryota; Viridiplantae; Chlorophyta; Chlorophyceae; Chlamydomonadales; Chlamydomonadaceae. Gene Ontology annotation, molecular function: 4-hydroxy-tetrahydrodipicolinate reductase activity.
UUCUACAUACAUACGCACGAUUCAAAAACAACGCACACCGGCGCUUUCAUAGGUUCGCGCGGCUUUGUUGAUACUUGAUUGAAGAGCCCUUCCCGCGUGUUUCAAUCGCUGUACCUGACACCUUACCGUGCUAGCAUUUUUUAAAGAUACGAUGGCAACCUCGCUGCGGCACGCAUCAGCGCGUCGGGGGUGUAUUGGAGCUUCGCAGCGUCCGAGUGCGAGGACCGCGCGCUGUCGCGUCGUUGCAAGCCUGCCUCCCACGAUGGUCAACUCCUGUACUGGCAAGAUGGGCCACGCGGCGGCCGAGGCGCUUGUGGACGCCGGCGUGAAGCUGGUCCCACACACAUUCACGGGCAUGAGCGCGGGCGUGGCGGUAAAAAACAUCGGCGUGCGCGGCGUGGCCACCCAGCUGGUGGGCGCCGAGAAGCGGCAGGCGGCUCUGGACCUCAUCAAGGCCGAGUACCCCGGCAUGAUGAUUGUGGACUACACAUUGGCCCACUGCGUGGAGGACCACGUGCGCCUGUACGCCGACAACGGACUACCGUUCGUGAUGGGCACGAUGGGCGGCGACCGCGACCGCAUGCGCGCCUACGUGGAGGAGAAGGGCGUGUAUGCCGUGCUGCCGUCCGCCGCGGGAGAGCAGGCGAUGAACCUGUUCGCGCUGCUGACGUCCCUGGGCGCGCCACUACCGCCCCACUUUGACACCUACACCUGGGAGACAGUGGGCCGCGGCGACGCACUGGCGCUGGACCUGUUGAACCCUCAGGACGCGGGGGAGAUUGUCGCCACGCUUCGCGCCAUGGGCAUUCAGGCGGACGACGGCCAGAUCUACCGCAUGCGCGCCUCGCUGCAGUCGCGUGUGGGUCUGAACCUGGAGCGGGAGCCGCAGGGCGCGCUGCAUGCGCUGCAGGGCCGCGGCAGCUCGCGCACGUGCCGCAUCACCGCCCCCGGCGCCGUGCCGCGCCUGUUCCUGCGCCACUACGGCCUGUCGCGUGCGGCGUUCGCUGCGGGCGCCGUGGAGGCGCUCCGCUUCUUGGCGGCGCGUGUGGCGGAGGGCGCCGACCAGCGCGUGUACGACAUGGUGGACGUGCUACGGGCGUACCAGGGUGAGCAGGACAAGCUGCACGCCGUCCGCGCCUCGCAGCAGUUCAGCAGCAACGUGGUGGUGGCCGGGUCCUCCGUGACCGCCACCGCCGCCACAUCUGCGUAAAGCGUAAGCAGCCAGGGCCGCAGUGCAGCCGUGUGGAGCAUCAGCUGUGCGCCGUACGCGAGGGCUGUGAUGUGGGUGUAGGUUUGGUUAGAAUCUGGUGAAGAUGUGGGCAUGUGCGUGUGCUAUUCAGGGCGGGGAGUGCGGCGCCCGUCAGGCGCCUCCAGUUUGGUGUGCUGGGGGCAGCGGGCGGGCGGCUGCAGCGGAACCGCCCUGCAAGAGUGCGGAAAAUAUUUUCCAUGUAUGUCUUUACUGCAAUGCAACUGUACUCGAAAGCUGGAAAGCGGAUGCGCGACGAAGCAUGGUGCGAGUCAUUCGGCGUGUGGCUCGGACAACAGGUGGCCGCAAUGUAGCGGCCCGGGUGCUGCAAGCGGGGUUGUGUCGCUGCAGGUGGCAUCAAGCAGGAGUGGAUGUGUGGCCGACUUACACUAGAAAGAGAACUAUUCACUGAGGUUUGACACGCCGGAAUGUUCGUGUGUUGGAUCAGCUUGGAGCAUGAGUUCAUGGCGGGGUGCAAGUUGAGGCGGAAAUAGUGCGGUAGCUGCCCCGGGGUUUGGCCGCCCCGUUUAUUUGUUUGUAUAAGGCCUGCGUUGGGGCUUCUUGGCCAUCUGUAUCUUGUGCAUACGUCUAUCCCUGUUGUAUGUGGUUGGGGAGCGGACGGUGUAGCCUGUAGUGUAUGCGUUUGGCACGGGCACGAUUAGCGCUACGGGUGGCCCUACGGUGGCCCGCGAUCGCUGCCUGAGAUCCCGAACUGCGAGCCUCCCGCGGGUGGGUGGAUUGCCCAGUGACAUAGCGUGUGAAGUGUGUGCCGUAGUAAAUUUUGUUUCUACGGAUUUGACCCACACGCCGCAGGCCACUACAAUCAGUUGGCGCGUAUUAUUAAACACUGUUUUUGGUGGUGGUGGCGUUGCGAUGAGGUGUGGGCGGAAGAGAGCGUUUACGGAAGCGAGUGAGAGGAGGUGCAGCAUCUGCACCGGCUGUACGUAUUAGGACAGGCCGGAAACUGGAAUGCUAGGAGCAGGAGUACGAGUCGCUAGCAAGCACUGGAAGCAGUUGAUGGGGGUUGAAAAGGUGCAACGGUGCGGCAGAGCAAUGUUACCGCCGCAUUGGGCACGUGCUUGAGAGCAGAGCAAAUGAGUUCACGCUGUAAGUACCCGAUCCG